GAUUUUCAGAGCUCGAGCCCAGCUUGUGUCAAGGCCGUGAGCAGAGCCUUCCAGGAAAUCAAUGACCUCUACUUGAGUGGAGCCUACGAUAGAAUCAGCAGUGAAAUGGCCACGUGCAAGAGGGUUUCUUGCAAGGAAGAUGUCUACCAGCUGUUUGAGUUCGCUCGAAAUGCCUUCACCAUGAUGGCUAUGAUGGACUAUCCUUACAAAACAGACUUCAUGGGUCACUUCCCUGCUAACCCCGUCAAGGUUGGCUGUGACCAGAUCCUUGCACAUCAGGACCAUAUUAAAGGACUGGCGGCUCUUAUCGGAGUGUUCUACAACUCGACUGGAAUGGCGCCUUGUUACGACAUAUACAAACAGUACAGAAAAUGUUCUGACCCGACUGGCUGUGGCAUCGGCCCAGAUGCCGAGGCGUGGGACUAUCAGGCGUGUACCGAGAUCAACUUAACCUUCAGCAGCAACAACGUGACCGACAUGUUCCCUGAAAUCCCGUUCACCGAGGCUAUGAGACAGCAGUACUGCUUCAACAAAUGGCUCGUGCACCCGCGAAGGGACUGGUUGCAAACAAUGUUCUGGGGCAGCGACCUGAAAGCUGCAAGCAACAUCAUAUUUUCGAAUGGAGACUUGGAUCCGUGGGCAGGCGGGGGCAUAAAGAGUAACCUCAGUUCCUCACUAAUUGCGAUAACCAUUAAGGGAGGCGCUCAUCAUCUGGAUCUCCGCGGCCAUAAUCCAGCUGAUCCUCCAUCUGUCACAGAUGCACGCAACCUAGAAGCAAGGAUUAUCCAUAACUGGGUGACGUCUGCUAGGAUUGAGGGAGCCUGGGAGAAGAUGUCUGCGGGUAUAUCACCCUAAAGAUAUCCAUCCGGCCGCCAGCAGGAAUGUUGUGCUGCUAGUGCGUGUGCCAGAAAGCAUGAGGGUGGCAGCCCUAGGAGCUACUUGUGCACGGACCAUCUGACAAAUGUCAGUUCAAAUGGCUCUACCACGGUGAUAAAAAUUCACCUGUCAAGCGUCCUGUGAGUCAGUCAAGUCUGUCAAAAGAAAACGCGUAGGCCAAAUCCAUUGACUGAAGGCAACAGCACUUUGCACUAGUCACAUGCUUACCUGCAUUGUAUCAAAGAUGUAAUUGUAAUGGGAGAAGGAGAGAAUAGAAGCUUGCCUGCAAGAGUUAGACCAUUCCUCAGGAACUGGGUCAGACUUUAUGUACAUGCUUUCCAGAAUGGUAGAGGAAAUAAUGUGCCCCUGCUGUGAGAGUGAGGUAUGAUUGAUUAUUCACAGCCCACACCGAUCUCCAGGGUUACACAAAACCAGAGGACAGAUGUAGCUUAUGUGCAGCUAGAAACAGUAUGUCUUCAAAGAAAUGCUUAAAAGGAGAAAGUUCUCUUGGGUGAUUUGUGAAGAAGUAGAGGGAGGGUACUAGUUAUAAUGAUUAGUGAGUUGUAGGGAAAAUAAAUAUAUAUAUAGGUGAUUGGUCAGCUGUGGAGUAGAGACUGAAGUUUGGAGAGCACGUACCUUAUCUAAGGUAAUCCCAAUGUGAACAGCUAUUGUACAGGAAACAUUAGCAGUGAAUAAGUAGUCACAUUUCCAAUGAUGACCCCUACGUUUAUUUCAAAAUAAAUUACAAGUUUAUUAAAGUAUGUGAUAGAAUUCCACGGGCUGGCUUUUGAAUAUAACCAAAGAGGAUACAAAAAGGAUAUUUUUCUCUCACCCUGAGAGGUGAAAUAAAUUCAUCUUUGCACAUUAACAAGUAGACUCUUACCUACUGCAAAUACUGUGUACCAAUAAAUACUAGCAAGACUGAAAAAAUA
Molecule: messenger RNA, 1808 nt
Organism: Trachemys scripta elegans
Lineage: Eukaryota; Metazoa; Chordata; Testudines; Emydidae
Gene: DPP7
Product: dipeptidyl peptidase 7
Biological process (GO): proteolysis
Cellular component (GO): vesicle
Molecular function (GO): serine-type exopeptidase activity; dipeptidyl-peptidase activity
Source: RefSeq, a predicted model, not a curated record